Caenorhabditis briggsae is the source of this 729-nucleotide messenger RNA. The transcript is spliced from 5 exons. The record is from RefSeq and is a predicted model, not a curated record. Bases 1 to 729 code for a protein of 242 amino acids. Lineage: Eukaryota; Metazoa; Nematoda; Chromadorea; Rhabditida; Rhabditidae.
AUGCAUUUUUCAGUGGUUUUCUUCCUAUUUGUAUAUUCGGUACAUAGUCUUCAAGAGACCAGAGGCAUUGUGUUGAGAUCCAAAAGACAAUUAUACUUAUGUGGAGUUCAACCAUACCAAUACUAUUCCACUAGUCCAUGCCCAACUGCUGGAUCUUGCCCGAACGGUGGAUUAUUUCUAAAUGCACCCUGUCAAGAAUCAGCGCAGUGCUCCGCAUUCUAUUCUGGAGUGUCUUCUUGUAUAAAUGGAUAUUGCUGCUCGUCUCCGAACUCUCAGAACAACCCAAUUCCAAUUAUUACUACUACCACCACCACUCGAGCCCCCAACGGAUUUGGUGUCUGUCCGUCGGGACAAUUGUCGGAAGUUAGAUGUACUGCACGUGGGCAAUGCGCAUCUGGACAGACUUGUAUUGGAGGAUUGUGCUGUACAAUAACAGGAAACGAGUGGAAUGUUGCUUGUGGAGGCCAAGUAGCCCUUGGAUCUUGUGACAUGACCUCUCGAUGCUCCUCACAAUCACAAGUUUGCACUUCGUCCAACUAUUGCUGUGAAUGUCCCUAUGGUCGAGCAUAUGGAACUUGUGGAUUUGGCAUAUGUCCAAACGGUUUCACCUGCCAACCUAAUGGAAACUGCUGUCCCGUGUGCCCGAAUAAUCAAACUCCGUUUGGCACCUGCGUAGCAGGACAGUGUGGUGGUGGAAGAACUUGUCGCAGUGGAAACAUCUGUUGUUGA